UCUCUCGGUGCCGCUGUUCAGUGAGGUUAGCAAUUGGAAAGCUACUGUCUGUAACAUGGAAAAUAAGCCAAAUAAUCAGAAAGAAGCAAAUGAGGAAUUUGCUUCUCAGGAACUCAAAGAUUUAGAUUUACCAACAUCUGAAAUUACUGAGGAAAUAUUACAGAAAUGUGGUGGAUUUGGUCGAUUUCAAAAGGGACUUACUAUCUUUAAUUCAAUAUUUGCAAUAUUUUACGCCCAAACAGUAUUGAGUAUGGUGUUUAUAAAAGAGAUGAUUCCCUUUGAUUGCUAUCCGUCAAAUUUCAAUGAAUCUAUGAUCCCACCAAAUAUCACUUUGGAUGAAUUAUUAAAUAAAGUGAAGGUUGAAGAGGAGAAAUGUUCUGUGUAUAACCUGGAUACUAAAGAAGGAUUUUAUACCCUUCCCACCAGUAAUUCUACAAAGGAACCGUGUAAUAACGGUCGAAAGUUUUACACUGAGGAUAUGUCAACUAUAGUUUCUGAGUUCGAUUUGACUUGCGAAAGAGAUUGGAUGAGAAACAUUGCAUUCUCUACAAUGUUUGCAGGCUUUAUGCUGGGAAAUUUAUUAUUUGGUGUAUUGUCAGACAAAUUCGGUAGAUUUAAAACGUUUUGUGUCGCACACUUGCUUCUCAUAUGUUGCGGAUUUGCCAAAAUAUACUCACCAGAUUUUAUUGUGUUCAUCAUUUUUUAUUUUGUCGAAGGAGUUGCAUUGUCUGGCACGUAUAUAGUUUUAUAUACCAUAUUGAUCGAAUGCGUCUCCCAAGAUUACCGAACGCAUUUGAAUUUUAUUAUGCAUGCCUUCUUCGCUGUUGGAGAAAUACUUCUCGCUGGAGUGGCAUAUGUACUUCGUAAAUGGCAUCAUCUAUUGUAUGCUGCAACUAUUCCACACAUUCUGAUCGUCAUUAUAGCGUUGAAAUAUCUUCCUGAAUCUCCAAGAUGGCUUCUUAAUGAAGGAAGAUUUGCAAGUGUUGAGGAGUCCUUUAGUAGGAUUGCAAGAACAAAUAAAAAAGACAAUGAAGAUAUGAUAAAACUUAUUCGGAAACUUCAAAGAGAUGCAGAAAGCAAAUCAGAAUUUGAUGGCAAAAUUAUUGAAAAUGUAAACCAUGGAAAUAACCGAAAAGUUAAAGACAAGACUUACACAGCAAUUGAUUUGCUAAAAAGACCUCGAAGAGCGAUGAUUUCUAUAAACCUUUGGUUUAACUGGUUUGUGAACGCUAUGAUUUAUUACGGAGUGACGCUAAAUUCCGUUGACAUGUCUGGCAAUCGGUACCUAAACUUUCUAUUGAUGUCAGCUGUAGAAAUUCCAGCCAACAUUCUCGGUCAUUUUACGUUUAAGUGGUUUGGACAUCGUAAGCCGCUUUGUCUCUUCUUGGUAUUUAGCGGAAUUAACUGUAUUGUCGCAAACUUUGUGGCAAAAGUUAACUUUUGGUUUCCUCUGAUAUUAGCUGUCCUCGGGAAGCUCGGUACGACAGCAGCAUUUGACGGUGUUUUUCUGACGUCAGCGGAACUUUUUCCAACAGAAGUACGCAACAAUGGCUUGAGUACGGCUUUAUCUUUAUCUCGAAUUGGUGCAAUACUUUCGCCAGUAAUUCUUGGGCUCUCUGUAUAUGGCUCUUGGAUACCCCUUACUGUCUAUGGACUGUUCGGAAUUACCGCUGGGUUGCUGAUCCUUUUGCUUCCUGAAAUGAAGGAUGCUUGUUUACUUCAAACACUGGAAGACAUGGAUAAUCUGUAGAUUUGGUUUAUCGUAGAAAAUCCAUUUCGGAGAGAUUCAAAUACAUGAAAGUGUACGAGUAUCUAAUUUGAAAUUUAUGAAAAUAUAUACUGCCUUAUUUUAUAUAUUUGUUGUUUCUUUAUUUCACAUAUGUUUUUUUUUAAUACUACAAUUCACAAAUUUACAACAGAAGUAUACAUUUGUCUGACCUGACUCCAUUAUAUUAUAGCUCCUUAUUUUCAUCAACGUUUAUUGGCGGCGAGAUAUCUGACAAUGUCGGCCAAUAAUUAAGUGUCGAAACUGGCCGUCCGGUGGAGUGAUUGAAAGGUUGCUGAUUUGUUCGGUAAGCAGACUAGAUUCGGUAAAUGUAAUCUGAAAUGGUGGUUACUGAGAAAGUUUGAAGAUGGUGAAACAGAAAUAUUCAUUCACAUCAGCAAGACAGCUGACAGUAUUUAAAAAAAAAACUCAAAAAUGUGAUCUAGAUUAUAGCUGUGACGUAACAGUUUACUCAAAGAAGCCACUCUCAGCUUCCAACACCCCCUCAAGACGCCUCCGGAACUUGGCACAUGCAUUCCUUACUGUGUCCCUGGGAAGAUCUGCGAACACUUCCUCGAUCUUGAAUGCCAGCUCGGUCUUGGUGUUGCAAGUAGAGCGUUUGUGUGUAACAGACUUAGCCCACGCCCGAAACUGCUGGCCUUGUGCCAAAAUUUGAAACCAAUAUGUAUUGGAAGUAUUUCACCGUUAGUGCUUUAUUUUCAAUAGUUCUUUCGCUGAAUAAAGCUUGAAACCGCAAAAACAUUGAAGAAGCUUAUUUGUCUUUUCAAAAUUCUAAUGUAGCAGCAUUUGAAUGGGGAAAUUCCAUGCUUGCCAAAACGAGAUCAGGAUGGAAUAAUACCUCUCGUAUAUCUACGAAGUUUUGAAGACUUAUAGAGCCAUGAAUAAUUCCUUAAAUAAAUUGGAACGAACAGUUUGUGUACAACAGAUAAAAGAAAGUUGAUAUUUUA
This is a messenger RNA of Octopus bimaculoides (California two-spot octopus), 2733 nucleotides long. RefSeq names its product organic cation transporter protein. Gene Ontology annotation, biological process: transmembrane transport. Gene Ontology annotation, cellular component: membrane. NCBI's taxonomy places the organism in Eukaryota, Metazoa, Mollusca, Cephalopoda, Octopoda, Octopodidae. The record is from RefSeq and is a predicted model, not a curated record. Gene Ontology annotation, molecular function: transmembrane transporter activity.